Messenger RNA from Brassica oleracea var. oleracea, 471 nucleotides. RefSeq lists its product as uncharacterized. Bases 1 to 471 code for a protein of 156 amino acids. NCBI's taxonomy places the organism in Eukaryota, Viridiplantae, Streptophyta, Magnoliopsida, Brassicales, Brassicaceae. The record is from RefSeq and is a predicted model, not a curated record. The transcript has 2 exons.
AUGAAGGGUGACGAAAAAUGGAAAAUCCCAUCUCGCGACGAAUCCGCCCCAGGAAAAGUUCCCACAGCCACCGCGACAAGACCGAGUGAGCCACGUCUUUUUGGGCGGUGCAGAAAUCAGCGGGAUAAGCCAUGCAGCCGCGAAGAAAAGGACCUUGAACGCCAAGCACGGCCUAGAGGCAGCCAAGCCAAAACGCCGCUCCUAGGAACAGACAAAAUAAGUUUCACGGCCAAGGAGCAGGAGAAAGUCCUCACUCCUCACCACGACGCCCUGGUUAUCUCGCUCACUGUAGCGAACUGCCUGGUAGAAAGGAUACUGGUAGAUAAUGGAAGCUCAGGCAAAAUCAUCUUCCAUGCCGCAUACAAGGAUCUGGGGCUGGAGGAAGGCGCUCUAACUCGGAGGAUAACCCCCCUUAUAGGUUUCAGCGGGGAAGUCAAGCAAACCGUUGGGGAGGUAACCUUCGCCGUAUAA